AUGGCGAGUGCCACCGAGACCGGCUAUGUCGGCAACCUCACGUCCACCCAAGAGGUCAAACUGCGAAACUUCUGGAAAAUUCUCAUGCAAUCUUGGGGUGCUAACAUCUCAGCCCCGACGACUGGCUCGAAUGAAUCGGCGCACUCUAAUGGCUCAGCGCAACUACGCCCAAGAUUAUUCUCUCUAAGUCGAGCACCAACCCAACCCACCGAGAACGAAACGGCUGCGAUUCCUGCGCAAUUUCUCUCCUCCUUGAAAGAAUUAGACGCGGGCCCCAACGAGCUCAAAAGCAUCAAUGCACUGUUAUUGAAAUUAUCCGGCGAUCGGUUGCGAUCGACUUAUCUCACUGUUCUCAAGCAAGACCAUCCCGAUGCGCUGCUUUUGCGCUUUCUGCGUGCCGAGAAAUGGGAUGUGCCCAAGGCCUGGAUUAAGUUCAUUGCCGCCCUGGACUGGCGUGUGAAUGAGUUCAAAGUCGAUGAAGAAGUAAUGUUGAAAGGCGAAGGACACAACUUUGAAAAGUCAAAAUUGACCGAUAACUCGGACGAGAAGAAAGAUGGUGAGGGAUUCAUGCUUCAGGCAUAUACCGGCAAGGGCUUUUUCCAUGGCAAGGAUAAAUAUGACCGGCCUAUUUGUGUGGUCAGAGUGCGGCUGCAUGAUCCGAGCACGGCAACCAAAAAGGGCCUGAACGACUACAUUAUUCACUGCAUCGAGACUGUUCGUUUCUUGCAGGUACCUCCAGUAGAGACUAUGACCAUUGUGUUUGACCUCACCUCUUUCAGUCUCUCUAACUGGGAUUUCCCACCUGUCAAGUUCAUUAUUGACAUCUUCCAAGAGAGCUAUCCCGAGUCCCUGGGAGCGAUGAUCUUCUACAAUGCUCCCUGGAUUUUCUCUGGAUUUUGGAAGCUCAUCCGAGGAAUUCUUGACCCUGUCGUUGCUGCAAAGGUCCACUUCAUCAGCGGCGCCAAGGAUCUUGAGCAAAUAAUUCCAGAGGACCAAAUCAUCAAGGAGCUUGGCGGCAAGGAGGAUUGGGACUACAAGUACAUCGAACCCGAGGCAAGCGAGAAUGCGAGGCUCCUUGACACCGAGACACGGAGUACACUUCUUGCCGAGAGAGAAAAGCUAGGAGGCGAGCUAUUCACCUUUACUAGCAAUCUGAUUGCCAACCCCAAGGACGAUACUUCCCUGAAACGUCGUGAGGAAGUGAUCAAAAAGCUCCGCGAGAACUACUGGACUCUUGACCCCUACAUCCGUGCUCGUUCCCUUUUAGAUCGGACUGGAGUCAUUCAAAGCAAUGGCAAAGUCGAUUUCUACCCUCCUGUGAAGGCGCCCGCUGCGACAGAGACACAGGCACCUGUCACGAAUGAAAAGGUCGACACCACGACGGAGCAGGUGAGCGAGCCACCUUUGACCGCUGCUGCGAGUUAA
This is a messenger RNA of Penicillium argentinense, 1425 nucleotides long. Its product is annotated as CRAL-TRIO domain-containing protein. The record is from RefSeq and is a predicted model, not a curated record. The transcript has 4 exons. Bases 1 to 1425 code for a protein of 474 amino acids. NCBI's taxonomy places the organism in Eukaryota, Fungi, Ascomycota, Eurotiomycetes, Eurotiales, Aspergillaceae.